AUGCGUCUUUUUUCUUUGAAUAACGCGCAUCAUCAUCAUCAUCGUUCGGCCAUCAUUGCUCGAGAAGAAGAAGAAGGAAUUUUAAGGUCGUCGAGAAGAAGACGAACGACGACGUCCGCUGCUUCUUUUUCUUUUUUGCCGAGGUCCUCGAUAUCGAAGAGGAAGUCUUUAUCUUUAAGGAGAUUUGAUGAUGAUGAUGAUGAUGAUGAUUUCGAGGAGCAAAGGAAAACGAAAACAGUUACCACCCGAGCAGCGAGUUUUGAUGAUUCUGUCGAUGACGAUACUCUUUUGAUGAAAAACGAGAAGAAGAGAGAAGACGGAGAAAAGGAGGAGGAAAAGAAGACGACGACGUUUGUGACGCCGCAGCGAGUGGAGAGUUGGACGGAACGGAAAUCGAGAUUCGAAAAGUAUACACAUCAGUUGGGGGAAGAAAAGAAGGAGAGAAAGAAGAAAAAAAUGUGCGAAGUGUGCGAGGGAGAAGCGAAAGUCGCGUGCACGCAAUGCUUUGGGUUCGGGUGGGUAAACGAAAACGAGCGAUUAGAAAUGAGCGAACAGGAGGAUUUGAAAUCGUGGUUUCCGAGUUGGUGCGGACACUGCAGAGGGAGCGGCGUUAUGUGGUGCGCGAGAUGUUUCGGGAGCGGCGAGUUUAGACACCCGAUUGGAUUUCGAUUGUUCGGGAAGGAGGAGGAGGAGGAGGAGGAGGAGGAGGAAGAGGAAGAAUAG
Messenger RNA from Bathycoccus prasinos, 723 nucleotides. RefSeq lists its product with no specific name. The transcript has a single exon. The record is from RefSeq and is a predicted model, not a curated record. The coding region runs from base 1 to 723 and encodes 240 amino acids. Lineage: Eukaryota; Viridiplantae; Chlorophyta; Mamiellophyceae; Mamiellales; Bathycoccaceae.